Messenger RNA from Moneuplotes crassus, 984 nucleotides. The record is from the annotation of a GenBank genome assembly. NCBI's taxonomy places the organism in Eukaryota, Ciliophora, Spirotrichea, Euplotida, Euplotidae.
CUAAAAUUAUAAUGGGUAAAAAAGAACCCAUUUGCUCCAAAGCUGAAUGACAAUAUUCAGCUAGAAAUUAUUCAAAAUUAAAGACUGAAAAAGAAGAAUACCUCCACAACAACAAAAUAGCCAAUUCCAAACUUCAGAUUUCCCUCUACCACAAAAACAAGAGAAGAAGAGAAGAUCCAAGAAGAACAGAACUAAGAAGAAAAGAGCCAAGAAGAGACAUCUUUAAGGCCAAGAGGAAAUCGCAUGACAAGCAUUGACUGUCUAGGGCUGGCAUAAAAGAUUUCACCGAAGACCAACAUAUUUUCGAGAAAAAAGAUAUGCCUAGCACAGAGCCAAAGCUUGAUCUCUUAGAUAACCCUGAGAAAGAGCCAAGUCCUCCUCCCAUCGAUACUCCUCCACUAAUUUCUGAAUUGGCAUUGAAUCUUUCAUCUAAGACUUUACUGAAUACUCAAAAUCAGUCUCCGAAGAAAACACUUGUAAAAGAUCCAUCUAAAUUCCCUGAAGGAAGUCCAGAAGCACCCAGAAGCAAAAGAAACAGAAGACAAAGGAUGAACUUAGCGGAACUCUUUGAGGAAGAACAAUCAGACGAGGACCUUAAAGAAACAGAAGAGAAUGUGGUAGAAUCUGACUUUGACAAUAAGAGUGUAGCUAGUCCAGACAGCGAAGAAGAAUUAGUUGACUCAGAAUCUGACUACUCAGAAGAAGAUACCCCUAAAAAGAAAGGAAGGAAGCAGAAGAGAGUCCCACUUAUCAAGAGCAGAAGAAGAAAGAAAAUUUACCAAAAAGAUACAGCAAGAAUGCAAACAAGAUAAUCCCAGCACAAAGAUGAAAACAAUCAAGCUAAGGAAGAAGAGCAAAGCCAGGGACUAGUAAAGAGUAUUUGCAGAUCAAAGAAAGAUAGCUGGAAGGCACCUACAAGAGAGAUCCCUUAGAAGCAAAUAAUUAUGAAAGACCAAUUUUAAGCAAACUUAAGCAAGAAGUUAA